This is a messenger RNA of Sphaerodactylus townsendi, 3447 nucleotides long. RefSeq lists its product as uncharacterized. Gene Ontology annotation, molecular function: polyubiquitin modification-dependent protein binding. Lineage: Eukaryota; Metazoa; Chordata; Lepidosauria; Squamata; Sphaerodactylidae. Gene Ontology annotation, biological process: ubiquitin-dependent protein catabolic process. The coding region runs from base 1 to 3447 and encodes 1148 amino acids. Gene Ontology annotation, cellular component: cytosol. The transcript has 5 exons. The record is from RefSeq and is a predicted model, not a curated record.
AUGCACCUUCGGCGGCUUCUUCCCCACUUCCUUCGGCCUCGAAGCAUCAUGGACAUUCUGGGCAAAGGUCAAGAAGGCUCGGUCCCCUGCCCGGUCAUCGCCAGCAACCCCAGUUUCAUCUGCGUCACGGCCAAGUCCCCCCAAACAACUGCCAAGUUUGUGCUCCCCGAGACCUGCACGAUCCUGCAGUUCAAGGAAGAGAUCGCCAAGCGCUUUGGCUGUGAGCCCAGCCAGCUGGUGCUGGUGUUCUUUGGGAGGCUCCUGAAGGACCAAGCCACCCUCUGGCAGUGCGGGAUCAACGACGGGAUGACCGUCCACAUGGUGAUCCGGGCCCAGCAGAGAGACCCGGAAGAUCCGCCUCAGCUGCUGCCGUAUGCCCCCAGGAACCCCGGAUGUGCCCAGGCGCCCUCCCACAGCACCCUCCGUUCCGCCCCAUUCGGCCCGAGCGGCCAGGGCUCCUGGGGGCCUCCAGAGGCAACCCUGGCCCACUUGGAGUGGCCGCCGGUGCCCACGUCAGAGAUGAUCGUCCAGAAGGUGCGGCAGGUGAUCCUGGCCAACCCGGAGAUCCAGCAACUGGCCCAGCAGGUCCCGUCCAUCAGCCACAUUCUCAACAACGCCGACAUCAUGCGGGUCAUCUUGGACAAGAUGCGGGAGAUCAUGGACCUGGCCCGGAGCCCUGAGAUGAUGCCGGACCUGAAGGGUGCGGACCAAGCCCUGGUCAGCCUCCAGAGCAACAUCCCCGGCGGGGACAACCCCUUGAGGCAGCUGAAUGGGGAGGUGCAGGAGCCCGGGCUGAACGUGGGGCAGGACGGGCCCAAUCCUUACGCCACCUUGGGGAGAAGCCCUUGCCAGUACCCGGAGCAGGGCACCCUCAGGGGCCAGGUCCCCCGCCCGGAUAGCCAGGACUGCGUGGCCCCCCAGCCUCUGGCCUCUCAGAGCACCACCAGCUUUUGGGGCGACGAGGGCGGCAUCUCCAACCGCUGGGUGGGUGUCCCUCUGGGGCCCAGCCCCUCCGCGGCCAGCCUGACGCACUGCUCAGGAGCUGAGCCAUUCGGAACGGGGGGUAUCCGGAACCCAGACCCCGCCGAGAUCCCCCUGAUGAUCGUGAACCUUUGCAACGCCUACACCAAGCGCGUGAUGAUCUCCCUCAUGCAGAACGCGCUGCUGGCCUCCCAGAACGGGCAGGUGGGGCAGCAGGAGCAGAUCAAGGACCAGGUGAGCAACCUCUCCCAGCAGAUGCAGAGCCCAGAGAUGACGGCGGCCAUGUCCAACCCCACGGCCAUCCAGGCCUGGGUGCAGAUGGAGCAGGGACUGCAGACCCUCCUGGCCGAAGCCCCCGUGCUCGUCCCCUGGUUCAUGCUGCGGCUGCGAGGCCUGGAGAACACGGCCGGAGGGGGCCAGGGGGCCGGGGCCCCUUCCUGCCAAGGCCCGGUCAUUGCUGAAAACCAAACCUGGCCGAGGAACGGAGUCUCUGACGCGGACGGGAGAGCCUUCUGCAGCGGAACUGUUGGGAAAGAACGGAGGCCACCCCCCAGCGGCGGGGGUGAAGCCGAGCCUCGGCCAUGGCGGCCGCAGCUCUAUGAUUCUAUGAUCUUGGGAACCAAGCAAGGCUGGUACUUGGAAGGAGGACCCCCAAGGGAGACUCUGCAGAGGAAGGCCACAGCAAACCGCCUCUACUUCUCCUUUGCUUUGGAAGCCCCUUGCUGGGAUCACCGCUCCGCCCCCACACCCCCAGCUGUUCCUGGAGCUGCAACCUCAGCAUUAGUUCUGCCCCCUCCUGCUGCUGCAAGGCCCUUUGGGACUCCCGUGGGCUCCUGGCACGGGGCUGCUGUCGUGUCGGAAUAUUUCCGGCAUGUCCCAGAGACAUCCUCGCCCUCCGCCUUCUUGCCCCCUUGUGCCCCUGUGCUUUUCCCGGCCUGGGUUGACCGCUGGUCCCGGGCAGCCAUGGCGGAGAAAAAGAAGCCCCCGAAACGGAAAGCUGCCAACCUCCACGUCAUCAAAGUGACGGUCAAGACCCUGAAGCGCAAGGAGCAGUUUGACGUCUCCGAGGAGACCCUGGUGCAGGACUUCAAGAGGCAGCUCUCCGAGCGCUUCAACACCCCCCCGGAGCAGCUGUCCCUGAUCUUCGCGGGCGAGAUCCUCCAGGACCAGAACACGCUGGUGCAGCACAAGGUGGGCGACGGGUCCAAAGUCCACCUCUUCAUCAAGUCCCAGAGGAGGCCCCCGGGGACCUCGGAGCCGCCAAGGAGCGACGCCCCACCCGGCCUGACCUUCUUGCCGGCGGCGCUCCCCAACGUGAUCAUCUCCAGGGACCUCCCAGAGCAGAGUCUGGACCUGUCGGAAUGGAACGGCCAGCCGGAAGAACUGGUGGCCUCCUGCCACGAGCUGGUGGCCCAGACCAUGGAGACCCUCUUCCUCCCCAUGUCCACGCUGAGCCUGGACGCCUCCGCCUUGAACAACAACCCCCUUCUCUUGGGCUUCCUCAUCGGGGUCACCAGCAUGAACGUCCUGGACUUGAACGCCACGGACAUGUUUGACUUUGUGAACGAGGCCCAGGAGCAGGAUGUGACCUGGCAGGAGCUCAUCAGGGAGGUGAUGCAGAACCUCUUGGGGGACACCGAGCAGGUCCGGCAGAUGAUCCUGUCCAUCCCCCAGAUGCAGCAGCUGGCUGAGCAGAACCCCGAGAUCGUCCACAUCCUCAGCAACGUGGACUUCCUGCAGGAAAUGACCGAUGGAGCCACCAGCCCGGCGGUGAUGGACGAGAUCAUCCGGAACCACGACCGGGCCCUCAGCAACCUCGAAAGCAUCCCGGGCGGGUACAGCGCGUUGCAGCAGCUGUACCAGGACAUCGAAGACCCCAUCCUCAAUGCCGUGCAGGCCCAGUUCCAGGGCGGCCCCCCAGAGAACAAGCCCCCCUCCGGGCCGGUCAGUCCCCAGGCCAGGACAGAGAACAGAGAGCCUCUGCCCAACCCUUGGGCUCCCCAGACCAACAGCAGCGGCGACAACCUCUGUAACGGCUCCAGCAACAGGCUGGGGCCAAGCUACAACCUGAGACCCAGAGUCAGCAAGCCCGAGACCCUCCAGAACGUGGACUCUCUCCCGGGCAGCGACCUCCCUCCUCCUCAAGGCCGGGUCCAGCAGCCCCCGCCCAAGCUGGCCAAGAUCGAGGCUGCCGCUCUUCUGAGCAACCCCCGAGCGCUGCAGGCCCUCCUCCAGAUGCAGAUGGGCCUCCUGGCCCUCGCACGGGAAGUGCCCGACUUCCUCCAGGCCUUGUCGGACCCGGACGUGGAUCCUGAAAGCAUGGAGGACUCGGAGGGAGGAGAAGAGAGCCUUUCCUCCGACGACAGCAGCUCCAGCUCAGAAGACGACGACGACAACGACGAGGAGGGCCAGGAGUUGGGCAGCGACAGGUCCAAAGCAGACAAAGAAGAGGAGCCCAUGGAGUAG